Molecule: messenger RNA, 321 nt
Organism: Necator americanus (New World hookworm)
Lineage: Eukaryota; Metazoa; Nematoda; Chromadorea; Rhabditida; Ancylostomatidae
Exons: 1
Coding region: 1-321 (106 amino acids)
Source: RefSeq, a predicted model, not a curated record
AUGUUUAUUGUAUAUCGAACUCAACACAAGUCAAGAAUUUACAAUGGGAAAGAGAGCUUGGUGGGUUUUGCCGGCCUAGUUACGUAUCCGAGGAAAGGUUGCUCCCUCAGCACUCGUCGCAUCAGCAUCAAACGCCCUCCUCUCGUUUUUGUACGAGCUUCGACAGUGUCCUUAUUGAGUUUCUCUUGCAACUUGAACGGGAAAAAGCAUGGACGGAAGUUGUUACGGUGCCAUGGACAAUUCCAUCGCAAACUUAUUCGACUAGGAAGUGUUGAUUGCAAUAGUUGUCGCAACAUGUCACGCCACCUGGAACACUAUUAG